Messenger RNA from Pollicipes pollicipes, 3535 nucleotides. RefSeq names its product nuclear pore complex protein Nup160 (gene Nup160). Gene Ontology annotation, cellular component: nuclear pore. Lineage: Eukaryota; Metazoa; Arthropoda; Thecostraca; Pollicipedomorpha; Pollicipedidae. The record is from RefSeq and is a predicted model, not a curated record. The transcript is spliced from 15 exons. Gene Ontology annotation, molecular function: structural constituent of nuclear pore. Bases 173 to 3535 code for a protein of 1120 amino acids.
GCUUUAACAUUGGGAUCAGUUGUCACCGGCGGUUGAGAGGAGUGAGAAUUUAAACCCAAAAUCUUCAAACAUAUGGAAACAAGGCAUUGCAGUUGGGAUUAUAAGUUCGAAGGCACAUGUGGAGACGUUUUUGCCAGUGGCUAAUUGUAUGUUGUGGAUUUAGCUGUUGAAGAUGUCUCAGCGAGGAUUUUCGGGAAAUGUUUCUCCAGAUCUUCAUGAAACCAGAUCUGAAGACCUUAUUGACCAUGAGAUGAGAGAAAGUGAAAAUUUUGUAUUUUGUUCGGAUCUUCCACUUUCAGUGCCUGAACAGGGAUUAGAUAAAAAGUCAUUUUCAGACCUUUUAGACAGAGUCACACCUGAGGACCCUUUUGGACACUGGCUGGAUGAAAGUGUAAAUUUGGAGGUUUACCCAAAUUUGUCACAUUCGGUAGUAUGGGAAAAUAUUGUAAUAAAUACUGGAGCAUCUCAUGGAACACUUCAAGACAUCAAACUCCCAGAGUAUUCAGGAGGGCACACGUUUGUGGCAUGUGGUGUGCGGCGCAGCCUCUUCUGGCGUGUCAACCACGACACCCUGGAGCUGACGGAGGAGUCGACCGACGUGGACAUACUGAACGGUCACCUGCGCCUACACUUCCGCGACUCGCCCAUUUUGGAGGGCAUCACAGCGCACGAGACGCGGUCAGCGCUGGUCCUGCUGCUGGCCACCGUCAGCAGUGUGCACCGGCUGCGGCUGGAGCUGCCCAGCCAGCCGGCCGGCCAGCAGCCGACCAGCGUCACCUCGCUGCUGCACCAGCUCAGUGCCAAGGGCCUGCGCCAGCCGGACGCCAUGCACGUGCUCGAGGGCCAAGCCAACGCGCCGCCACCACCGCACACGGCCGCCAGCUGGCUGCUACCGUCCGGGGAGGCUGUGUUCCUGCUGGCGGCGCCCGGCGGCGGCGGCCAGGUGGUGCACUACCUGGGCUCGGGACCGGGUCCGCUGGCCGCCUCGCACGAGCUGCAAACGGGCUCGAUGGUCGGUCGCCUGUUCGGCUUCUUCUCGGACAGCAGCCAGCAGCGUGUGGACGCGGUGCUAGUGCUGCCCGGCGCGGUGCCGCUGUUCGUGCUGGUGCGUGCGGCGGAGGUGCGGGGCGCCUGGCAGCUGGAGCACGAGGCCACUGUGUGCGCGCCCGACCACGACCUCAUCGACUUCGCCCUCACCGAAGACGCGCUGUGGGCGCUGUGGACCACGGCCGAGGCCGAGACGCAGCUGCGCUACUGGCCGCUGUCGGCGGACGCGCCGCCGCCGGCCGUGCACGUCACCGCCUCCACGCACCUCAGCCAGGCCUAUCUGCGCCACAUCUUCCACCCGGGCAGGUUCCAGACGAGCACCAUUCAGCGUGCUGUGAGCAUCUACAGCCGGAGUGAGUGCACGGAGACGGAGGGGCUGCGCGCGGCGGUCGUGGCCACGGUGGAGGCCGAGAUUCAGCAGUCUGCCUCCGACUACCAGCUGGCGGCGGCCGAGUACCACCAGCUGGCGCUGGCCGCCUGGGACGCCUUCUACUCGGCCUGUCUGCAGUACCACCAGGUGGCCACCAAGCCGCUGGGCCUGAGCGUCGACCCGGCGUCGGCCCAGGUGGCCGUGGUACGCCAGGCGUUCGUCAGCUACGUGCGGCCGGCCGACCUGGUGGAGCAGCUGUGGCUGGCGGAGCCGGCCGAACCCGAGGACGGCACUCAGCGCGGCGCCGACCCCCGCGCCGAGCAACGGCGGCUGGUGCAGUGCUGCCGCCUGCUGGAGACGCACAUCAGCACUCAGCUGGCGGCGGCCGUGCGCCAGGACCUGGCGCACCUGCAGACGCCCGACGCCAUCGCGCUCUCGGUGGUGGACGCCAUCUCAGAGGAGCCCGAGUUCGCCGAGUUCCGCGACCUGCUGGCCGAGCGGGUGCGCGGUAUCUCGCACCUGACGGACGCCCUCUCCACACUGCUGACGCUCUUACAGGUGCGCGACAGCGAGCUGCCGCCAACGGCAGUCGCCGACCAAACGUGGUUCAGCAGUCGGCUGGGCGGCGGCCUGCUGGCGGCUAGCGUGGAGCAGUCGCUGCGCGUCCGCUUCAGCCUCAGCCUCGACCUGGUGCUGCUGGAGACGCUGAUGCUGAAGCUGGCCAGGCGCUGUGGGCUGACGGGCGACGAGGAGAUGGAGCUCAGUGCCAAGUUCCUGCCCGAGACGGUGAUCCAGGUACAGGCGUACUUCGCGCUGCUUUGGCUGGUAGAGACGCCCGCCGAGCCGGUCAGCGGCGACCGUCAGGAGGGCGCGCUGCGCCAGCUGGCGGCGCUCUGCGUGGAGGAGGCGUCGCCGCUGCUGCCGGCGCUGGCCACUGCCGUGACGCGGCUCGUCUGGCCCGUCAGCCGACAGAGUGCGCUGCCCGAGCUGCUGCUGGCCACCUGCCAGCACGCGGCGCUGCGCGAGUACGUGCGCCUACACCAGGCCUGGUGCGACUGGAACUCGGCCUCGCGCUGCCUGCUGCUGGGCCUGGCUCUGCUCAAUCUCGGCCAGCCCGACAAAGCGUGCGACAUGUUCGUGUCGUCCGCGGACGCCGUCGGCAAGGACGAGCCGCUGCUGGUGCGCCUGCUGCGCCUGGAGCCGGCCGCCGAUGAGCCGCAUUCGCGCCUGCUCGUGCGCUACUACCUGCGCAUCAUCCAGCUGCUGGAGCUGCACCAGCUGCCUGACUGGGUGCUGGAGCUGGCCACGGCCGGCAUAGACGUGGCGCUGGACGACGACCCGAACGUGGCCACGCUCUGGUCCAUCGUGUUCAAGUACCGCCUGCGGCUGGGCCACGUGACGGAGGCGUACGCCGCGAUGAACAGCAACCCGGAGCAGUCGCGGCGCCGCGACUGCCUGCGCCAGCUGGUGGUCACGCUGCACGAGCGGCGCGACCUGGCCACGCUGGUGCGGCUGCCGUACGUGGACAUGCUGCACGACGUGGUGACCAUCCUGGAGGGCCGCGCGCGCGCCUCCGAGCCGCUCACUUCGCGCUUCUAUGACGUGCUGUACGCGUUCCACGUGCACCGCGACAACUACCGCAAGGCCGGCACGGUGAUGUACGAAUGCGGCCGACGGCUGGCCGGCGAGCCGGAUGGCCUGCAGCGACAAGCCGAGUGCUACAGCGCCUGCGUUAACGCGCUGCAGCUGGUCAAGCCCGAGUACGCCUGGAUCGUGCGGCCGGAGGGCGAGGCCGGGGACGGAGCCGGCGGCGUGGCUGUGCUCACGCUUGACGAGAUCCGGCGCGAGGCGCAGCUGGUGGCGGCGCGCCACGCCAUGCAGGUGGCGCGCGCGCACCAGCUCAGCGCCGAGCCAGUGGCGCGUGAGCUGGCCGCCGCGCUGGCGGCCGGCGCCGGCGACGGCACCGCCUGGCAGUGGCUCGGCCGGAACGAGCUGCCGCUGGAGCUGCGCCGCGACACGCCCGUGUACGCAGCCCUGCACGAGGGGCUCAGCGGCCGGCUGCAGGCGUACCAGCAGACGCUGGGACGCGUCUCCGCCGACAUGGCCGCCGUCCGCUAG